Racocetra persica is the source of this 651-nucleotide messenger RNA. NCBI's taxonomy places the organism in Eukaryota, Fungi, Glomeromycota, Glomeromycetes, Diversisporales, Gigasporaceae. The record is from the annotation of a GenBank genome assembly.
GAAAUCUUGGUACUGAUGAUAAAUCUGUUAUAGAUAAAUUUAUCAGUGAGUUGGAAUCGUAUAAAAAAAUUGAUUAUCAUAAUAGUAUUUUGAAAUUUUAUGGAAUUACUCAAGAUGUGUCUUCCAAAAAAUAUUUUUUGGUAUUUGAAUACGCAGACGGUGGCACUCUUCGCCGGUAUCUUCAAAAAAAUUUUUCUUCAUUGUCAUGGAAUGAUAAAUUAAACCUUGCUAGGCAGAUAGCGAGUGGUAUAGUUUGUCUGCAUGAUAAUGAUAUAAUCCUCGGAAAUUUGAACUCAAACAAUAUAUUAUUGAGCGAUGGUGUGAUAAAAAUAACAGAUUUUGGUUUAUCCAAAAAUUCUUCACAAGUUACUAGACGUGUUUCUGAUGCUAAAGUAUUGGAAAAACUUCAAAAUACUGAGGUUCCUAUUAAAAAGAGAAGUAACGAGAGUAUUUCAAAUAAUACGAAACCAAGAACUCGAAGAUCAUCCUCCGAAGGCAAAAGAACUUCAUAUCCGAGUGUUGUUAUUUCCAAUGAUACAUUAAAUGCUAUUACUGAAAUUCAGACUACUGGAAGAUCUAAAAAGCUUGGAACAAUAAAUACUGAACUGAGUAAUUCGGCUUUUAAUGGAAUAAGACCAUCACAUUCAAGAA